UCGCCAUCUGUCGUCGGCGGGAAAUUUUUUCUGAGGUUUCGUUUUCGCUUUCGGAAGGAAUAAUUUACGUCCGUUCGGUCUCUCGAGAAAUCGCCAUGGCCAGAGGUGACCCAUAUAUCAGAAUUAUAAAUCAACCAACAAAUAGAAUGAGAUUUCGAUACGGAAGUGAAAAAGGAUCUCAUGGAGCUUUAACAGGAAAAGAUUCGUCUCACAAAAGAAAGACUUUUCCAACAGUUCAAUUGGAAAAUUAUUUUGGAAACAAAACUGUUUAUGUAAAAGCAACUUUGCACACAAAUAGUGAGCCUCCAGUACAACAUGUUCAUAGGCUGAGAGGACCAGAUUGUACAGAUGGUGUCUGUAUAAAAAAAGUAGAUAAAACCAGUAUUGUUGUCUUCCAGAAUUUAAGCAUUGAAUUUGUUGGCAAAAGAGAAUUAUCAAAUAUAAUAUAUGAAAGAAAACAGAAGGAAUUACAGUUUCAACUAUGUGAUGAAGUUAUUAGAGACUUAGCAAAUGAAGAGAGUAAAAGAAUAAAUUUACAUGUUGUAAGAAUAUGUUUUGAAGCUGGAAUUUUUGAAGAAGGCGCUCAAUGGCAAUCACUCUGCAAGACUUAUUCUGAUCCAAUAGCAAAUCAAAAAUCAACUGACACUGGGGAAUUGAAAAUUACUAGAAUUGAUAAAUAUUCAGGAUCAUGCAAAGGUGGUGAUGAAGUAUUUUUACUUUGUGAAAGAGUUAAUAAAAAAGAUAUAAAAAUCAAAUUCUUUGAAGAGAAAGAUGGUGAAUCUAGGUGGGAAGCAGAAGCAGAUUUUACAGAUUCAGAUGUUCAUCAUCAGGUAGCAAUUGUAUUUAAAACACCACCAUAUAGAAAUAUUGAUAUCAAUCAGUCAGUUGAAGUUAGAGUUCAGCUAUUCAGACCUUCUGAUAAUGAAACAAGUAAAUCAAUACCAUUUGAAUAUGAACCUGCAUUAAAAGAUACAACUUCAUAUGAUUUAUCAAAAAAGAAAAGAAAAACAUCACACACUGAUUUUGAACCAUUGAGUACUGUCACUUCACUAUCCCCAAGGCCAGUAAAUACAACCAAUAUAAAUUAUGAAAAAGAAAAAGGAAAUAACAAUGAAGGUGGGGAAAGAAAAAAUAUUGAAAAAUCUGUACUUACAUGCAUUGAAUUAAAUUCUGAGCCUGUUUUCAAAGCAUUUCCAUCCUGGUCUUCAAAUAAUUCAGUUCAGAUAAAUAUGUUGAAAAAGCAGAACUCUCUAAACUCAAUUGAAAGAGUUACAGAUUUUAAAUCAGUAAGAGAGAAAGAAGAUCCUAACUUACAGAAUAUUUUACAUUCCACAAAUAACAAUUAUGAAAAUGAUUUUUAUGAUAUCAGUAAAUUCCUGGAUGAUAUAUGUAUGCAAGAUGAAAGUCCUUACUUCUCUGAAGAUACAAAAAAUAAUAAAUUGAUAGACUUUUCAAGAGAUCCAGUUUUGGGUUCAACUAGCAACAAUGAUAUAACGGGAGCAGCCCUGGUCCUGGCUGGGCUGCUCCCGUUGCCUCUGGUAGUCAGCAUACUAAAGAUCCAUCCUGCCUAUAUGAUAGGACUGGAUUGGGAUGUCAGUGAACCGACAGGCACCGGUGUUGAAAUAUACACCGAUGGCUCAAAGGACGGUAGCUUAGUAGGUACCGCAUACUGCGUCUUGUCUGACGGAGUAGAAGUGUACUACCAAUCAGUCAGAUUGAAUGAGGAAGCGUCUGUGUUCCAGGCGGAACUUGUGACCCUGGAGGGGGCGUCCCAGUGGAUCCUUUCACUCCUGGGUCCAGAGCCAGUCACGGUAUACUCAGACAGCCAGUCGUCGCUACAGGCCUUGAGUGACAGGUACCAUCACGAUCCUCUGGUACAGGAGAUCAGAGAUGGGGUACUGAGGGUGAGGCACGUUGUCUUGCGGUGGAUCUGA
This is a messenger RNA of Centruroides sculpturatus (bark scorpion), 1934 nucleotides long. RefSeq names its product nuclear factor NF-kappa-B p110 subunit-like. Gene Ontology annotation, cellular component: cytoplasm. Gene Ontology annotation, molecular function: DNA-binding transcription factor activity; RNA-DNA hybrid ribonuclease activity; DNA binding. The transcript is spliced from 12 exons. Gene Ontology annotation, biological process: response to cytokine; inflammatory response; canonical NF-kappaB signal transduction. The coding region runs from base 96 to 1934 and encodes 612 amino acids. The record is from RefSeq and is a predicted model, not a curated record. NCBI's taxonomy places the organism in Eukaryota, Metazoa, Arthropoda, Arachnida, Scorpiones, Buthidae.